AACCAUCUCUGUAGGUAGAUAACGUCAUGUCCAUCCAGCAUUCGCCUCCUCUCGGAAGCUUCGCCGGCCGAAAAAUUGUGGCCGGCCUUUCAAAUAUUGUAUGGGGAGGGGAAUUGUGCUGGUCUAUGAGGAAAUCGAGGAUUACUUCUGCGAAGAAGCUCCGACUUAACUCGACUGGUCCUAGGGUUUUCGCGAUGUCAGCUUCGUCCAGCUCGACAUUUAAGAUGAACUUGAAUGAAUACAUGGUCACGCUGGAGAAGCCGUUGGGUAUUCGAUUUGCUUUAACUCUUGACGGUGACAUUAUAGUUCAUUCUCUUAAGAAAGGGGCUAAUGCAGAGAAGUCGAGGAUUAUUAUGGUGGGUGACACUUUGAGAAAGGCGACGGAACAAUCUACUGGAAAGCUCAUCGAGAUCAAUGGCAUCGAUGAUACCGAGUGCAUAACAAAACAGCAAUCUGGAACUUGUAGCCUUGUCUUUGAGAGACCCUUUUCGCCAUUUCCUGUCCAACAUCUGCAUCCUAUAAAUGUCAUUGACGUCCUUUUCAAUAAAGGCCGUGUCCCUGUUUCCACAUGGAACAAGAAUAUCUUAGUUCCCAGUUUGAGAACAUCCCAUGAUGGCAACGGAAAUUCUGGGUUUGUUGUGUUUUCUUCAAAGUUCUUGGAUGUCCAAGGAUGGGAGGUUCUAAAUAAGCAAAAAGGACAUGUUCAGAAAAGCAACAUUUCUCUGCCUUUUUGCCAACUUGUAACCAUUUUCUCUGAGGAAGAAUUAGGAGAUGUUGAUUGGGCUCAUGGAAACUUUCCAUUGGAGGAAUAUAUUAAGGCACUGGAUCGUUCUAAAGGAGAAUUACACUAUAAUCACAAUCUUGGAAUGCGUUAUAGUAAGAUAACAGAACAUAUAUAUGUAGGGUCAUGCAUACAGAAAGAAACUGACGUAGAGACCUUGGCCAAGAAGGGAAUUACUGCUGUGAUGAAUUUCCAGAGUGAAAUUGAAGCGGAAAAUUGGGGAGUAAAUUGGAAUUUAAUCAAUGAGACGUGUAAACAAUCUAACAUCCUUAUGAUUAACUACCCUAUAAGAGAUGGAGAUUCAUUUGAUAUGAGGAGAAAGCUCCCAUUUUGUGUUGGUCUUCUUUUACGGUUAUUGAAAAAGAAUCACCGUGUUUAUGUUACCUGUACUACUGGUUUUGAUCGCUCCCCUGCUUGUGUAAUUGCGUAUCUGCACUGGAUGACAGAUACUUCUCUUCACGUCUCACAUAAUUUCGUCACUGAUCAACACUCCUGUAAGCCAGACAGAUCAGCAAUCACCUGGGCUACAUGGGAUCUUAUUGCUUUGGUGGAACAGGGGAGACAUGACGGACCUGCAACUCAUGUAGUGACCUUUGUGUGGAAUGGUCAAGAGGGAGAGGAUGUACGGCUGGUUGGUGAUUUCACAGGGAACUGGAAAGAACCAAUUCAGGCAGUCCACAAGGGUGGCCCUAGAUUUGAAAUUGAUGUCAGACUUUCACAUGGAAAGUACUAUUAUAAGUACAUAAUAAACGAACAGUGGAGACAUUCAAUGGCUUCGCCUAUUGAAAGGGAUGAAAGUGGUAACGUGAACAAUGUAAUUGUUGCUGGUGACACUGCAAGCAUAAAGCCGGUUUCUAGACAACAAAAGAAGGAUGCAAAUGUUGUGAAGGUUAUCGAGAGGCCACUAACAGAGACGGAGAGGUUUUUACUUGCAAAAGCUGCAAGAUAUGUUGCUUUCUCCAUUUGUCCAAUUACACUAUCACCCAAGUAACUACCACUUCUAAGGAACAAAGUUAUCUUUCUAGGUCGGAUGGAUCUUUACAUAUUUUUUGUAUUUUUACAUUUUUACA
Impatiens glandulifera is the source of this 1851-nucleotide messenger RNA. RefSeq names its product phosphoglucan phosphatase LSF1, chloroplastic. Gene Ontology annotation, cellular component: starch grain; chloroplast. The transcript is spliced from 10 exons. The coding region runs from base 27 to 1772 and encodes 581 amino acids. The record is from RefSeq and is a predicted model, not a curated record. Lineage: Eukaryota; Viridiplantae; Streptophyta; Magnoliopsida; Ericales; Balsaminaceae. Gene Ontology annotation, molecular function: carbohydrate phosphatase activity; protein tyrosine/serine/threonine phosphatase activity. Gene Ontology annotation, biological process: starch catabolic process; protein dephosphorylation.